Messenger RNA from Paramuricea clavata, 429 nucleotides. NCBI's taxonomy places the organism in Eukaryota, Metazoa, Cnidaria, Anthozoa, Malacalcyonacea, Plexauridae. The record is from the annotation of a GenBank genome assembly.
AUGGAUUCUGAUGUACCCCUAGAUUUAAUUUCCCUGGAGGGCUAUACCUGGGUUUUUAAGAAUAGGAAUAGAUCUGGUGGGGGUGUUGGUUUCUACAUACGAAAUACAAUUAACUUUUUGAUAAGACCCGACUUGGGUCAUCAUGAUAUUGAAGCUCUUACGAUAGAAAUUCAUAAAUAUAAAACCAAACCUUUUCUAGUUUCAACGUGGUACAGACCACCUAAUUCACCCAUUGACUUGCUAACAAAAUUCGAAAACAUUCUACGGCUUAUUGAUACGGAAGAGAAAGAGAGCAUUAUCCUGGGGGAUAUAAAUUGUGAUCUAUUACACAAAAAUCUAGAUCAUAUGACGAAAGAAUUCAAUUUCAUUACUAAUUUAUAUCAAUACAAACAAUUGAUAGACGAACCUACAAGGGAAACUAAGAAUUCG